AUGAACACCCACAUUCGAGAAAUAACGUGCAAAUCGAUCGAGCUCGACGGCUUCGGCUCUCCCGCCGCCGACGCUUGGUUCGACCGACACACUGCACCCAUGGACGGCGAGGAAGAGACAGGGGCGCAUACCUAUCAAGCUGCGGCUCUCAAAGCAUACCUAAAAGGCGACUCCAAGCCAUCCGAGACAGCUGUCGCCAUAACGAAGCCCCAUGCCUUUGAAAAGAAGGCCGACCUGCGAAGCCGCGCACUAGGCAUAAUCGAAGACGCGCUUUUUGAGCUGCUCGAAAGCCACACACUCGCCCUCGUCGACCUUCUAAACUUCGGCAACUCGUGGUCAGAUGGAUGGAAGCAGAGUCACUGGCGCAAAGCGCUGGCAACGCGUGAUCCAGCCACAAGAGCGAAAAGGUACGAGACCCACGUACACCUGGCCUUUGUGGAGGCAACUUGUGAAAUGGCUGCUCCGGGACCAAAUGCUGAAGAUGGCCUCUUGCCAUUGAGCUGGGGCUAUGAGUGGAUCUUGGAGGCUCUGGAAUUCCAGGAUGCAGUGUGGGACUUUGAGGUACCUGCUGCAGCGGUGUGGAUCAAGGUGGCCGGGGAAAGAUUCAGAGAAGGCGCGAAGAAAGGUGAAAAGUCCUGGGAAUUAGAGAGAGAAGGAAGGCUUUGGACGGAGGGACCGAUGAGCAUGGAUCGGUGGAAUUUCUGGUUGAAAAGAUUCGAAGAGAUUGAGAAGAUUGGCGAGGUCAUAUCGACAACGGCGAGUGAAGGUGUGCAGGAUGCUCGAGCGCAGGGUUUUGAAUGCCAGUCCUUCUCCCAGACAGUAGGCAAAGCCUAUGGCCUAUCGUGGACUCAAAACUAG
This is a messenger RNA of Penicillium cinerascens, 858 nucleotides long. RefSeq lists its product as uncharacterized. Bases 1 to 858 code for a protein of 285 amino acids. The transcript is spliced from 2 exons. NCBI's taxonomy places the organism in Eukaryota, Fungi, Ascomycota, Eurotiomycetes, Eurotiales, Aspergillaceae. The record is from RefSeq and is a predicted model, not a curated record.